AUGAACAAGGCGAAAACCUGGCGCAAUUUCCUUUGCCACGGGGACAUCACCAAUCUUAUGUUUCUGCACGACGUGAUAGACAAUGACAGCAGGCAUUGUUUGUUGGAGUACAACAAUAAACAACAACAAUGCGUACAUAUAGUCGCAUCGGAACCCAACGCUGUGGAGAAAAUGAAGCUCCUGGUCCUGUGGGGAGCUAAUAUCAAUGGAAAGGAGGGUAAAAACGGCGAUACUGCUUUGCACAUCGGAGUCAAGAUGAAGGACUACGAGCUAGUGGAGUGGCUCUGCAGACUGCAGGAUAUAAACCGUGAGUUGGUGAAUAACGAAUGUAGGACUCCUUUCCACAUCGCGUUUAUGAAUAGAGAUGAGAAAAUGAUGAGAAUAUUGAAAGAAAAUGGCGCCACGGGCAGACUUCCUUUGCAGUCAGAAUCAAAUUCUGCAGACGAGGACUACGAGCCGCAUAAGAUAUCCCUGAAGCACGUGUAG
Molecule: messenger RNA, 486 nt
Organism: Cydia pomonella (codling moth)
Lineage: Eukaryota; Metazoa; Arthropoda; Insecta; Lepidoptera; Tortricidae
Product: NF-kappa-B inhibitor cactus-like
Exons: 1
Coding region: 1-486 (161 amino acids)
Molecular function (GO): protein binding
Source: RefSeq, a predicted model, not a curated record